CUUUACGCUCUAUCUCUAUCUCUCCAAAUCCUCCCAUGGCACCUACAGCAGUCUACACUCAAAAGGACUCCCCGUCGUCGUCCCAGCCGUCGUCCAAAGGCCCCGCUUUGGCCAUUGGCUCUCUAGAGACGGCCCAAGACGGCAAAUACCAAUCCUUAAUCACGGAACUGGAGGCGACGAGACAGGUCGAUAAGCUUCUCCUCGAUAGGCUGGUCGAUGGAGCAACCACCCUGGAACCUUCAAAGUACAACUCGGUGCACGUAACCCUGGCCAGUUCCGAUUACCAAUCUCUUCAAGAGUCGACCCUACGCUCGUUGUUGACCCAGUUGUUGACGGGUUUGACGCCACUUGGGACCCUACACCUGCUCAAUCUGACCGAUGGACUAAAGACGUUGCCCAGUGAGCUAACGCUUUCAGGGUUUUUGGUUCUCUCCGCUGCAGGCGAGAACCCGGGCGACUCUAUUGUUGCCCAGAAACCUGCGCACGCCAUUGGUGCAUCUGUUUCCCUCAAGAAACGCGGCAGUGCUACCACUACGUCGACCACCGCCUUUGUCACGACUACUACGACUACCUCUACCUCGACGACGACUGCUACGGUUACUUCUGCUCCAUCAGUCCCAUUGUUGCUCCGUAAACGAGGGGACCCGGCAAAGAAGAAGGCCUUGUGGGCCCUCACCACCGACGCUUCUGCUUCCCCUUCAACUAAAAUUGACGCGGAUGCACUCCUCACCGCAGAAGACAAAGCCCGUCCAGUACCCACAUGCGCCCCCGUCGACCGUAGCGCUCCUCGGCGGAAGAAGGCAUGCAAGAACUGUUCGUGCGGUCUCGCCGAGCUCGAAGAGGAGGAAAAGAGAAAUGCGCCAGUUGUGGUGAUUGACUCUAGCAUAGACGGCGAAGGUGGUGCAAAGGCAGUGGACAAGGCAGAACGGGAGAGGCUGCUCGAAGCGGCCAAGAACGCCCCAAAGGCCACCAGCAGUUGCGGGAGCUGUUUCCUUGGGGAUGCGUUCAGGUGCGCUGGGUGCCCGUACCUUGGUCUGCCUGCGUUCAAGCCUGGGGAAAAGGUGGAGAUUGAUUUCGGGAUGGACGACUUCUAAGCGAGCGAAUUCUCGGCCUAAGGAAAUGGGGUUCGUUUCGGUGCAAUGAAGUCGAGGAAUGAAACAAUGGAGGCGUGUAGGGGACCUUUUACUCAAGCCGUUAGCCGCGUUUUCUUGGUUUAGGGCAUGCCGUCUAGUCCUUUAUGGAUCUAGAACACUCGGAAAGCGGACCACAAGAUAUCUUCCACUCGAAACACCCUGGGGUUUCCCCCAAUUACACCUAUCUCAGCCCGUCGGCUGUACAUAAACGCUACUCACUCACCGUUGGGACCUUUCCCUUUAUUGGAACCUCACACCCGGUUUUACUCAUAGUCGCUUCAUGUUGUUGCUUGCUUGCUCGUGUUCCCGUGCUUACCACUACUGAAUGGAUUAUGUCGUCUUGUGUUCAAGGUGGCGUCGUAAACCAUUCGAAACUAGGGCCUGUAGUUCAAUGUGACCUAUUCUGUCGUAUUUUCGUUUCUGUCCUGUCGCUUUACAUUCGUUACUAUAGCCCUCGGAAGGAGACUAUCCUCCCGUUAAAUGACACGUUCUCUUUUUUUUCCUCGUCGUUUUCUUGUAUUAUUACCAUUUAGAUAGGUAUUUAUGUUAUUGAAUUGCGGUCU
Coprinopsis cinerea okayama7#130 is the source of this 1696-nucleotide messenger RNA. RefSeq names its product anamorsin domain-containing protein. Lineage: Eukaryota; Fungi; Basidiomycota; Agaricomycetes; Agaricales; Psathyrellaceae. The record is from RefSeq and is a predicted model, not a curated record. Gene Ontology annotation, biological process: iron-sulfur cluster assembly. Gene Ontology annotation, cellular component: cytoplasm. The coding region runs from base 36 to 1094 and encodes 352 amino acids. The transcript is spliced from 3 exons. Gene Ontology annotation, molecular function: iron-sulfur cluster binding.